UUUAAUUAUAGUAGCAUUUUGGCAAACACAAACAGACAAACAAAGGAAGAGGCAGCGUGUUUUCCGGUAGAGAAAAGACGGAGAGAGUAAAAGCCGAAGUUGUAAACGUGGCAACAUAUUGACCGCAGGAUCUAAAACACGUGAUGAUCAACGGUAAGAUAUAUCUUGUCCGAGAAGUGUUUUGUGAUAUUAAUUGGUGUAAGGAAAAUCUGGAAAACAAACAAAAAAGAAAAGAGAGACAGAGAAUUUAAUAAGAGAGGAAGAGUAUUAAGGUGAUGGCGGCGUUGCAGAGCGCGAGACAGAGAAAGAAACCUCUCUGAGAUACAUCUCUCUCUCUCUCUCUAUCCCCUCUUAAAUACACUCCAUACCGACAAACCAACUUUUUUCUCAGUACUAAAAGAAACCUCUAUUCGAUUUCUAAACAAACCCUAGAUAUAGACUACUCUACAUUCUUCCAUUAAGUUAAUCUCUUUCGUCUUCUUCUUCUUCAUCCUCUCAUAAUUAAAGAUCUCUAUCAAGAGAGAGAUCUUUUAUUGUCUUCUUCUGUUAAAAUCUUUUGAUAGAUCUUCACUCUCUGAAAGUCAAGAUCUUAGUCUAGGCAAGUAAAUAUGUGGUAAAGCAAAGCCCUUCUUGAAAUUGGUCAUAUAUGGCUGGUGGUAUCGGAAAAUGGCAGGAUUUUUCUCGUUAGGACACGGCGGAGGAGGAAACACUCCAGACAACCACAGAACAAACACUAAUAAUCCUUCUUCAUCGGGAACAGAAUCUUGGCUUUGGUGCAGAAACCCUAACUCUAACGCUGACGGUGGAGAAGCUGGUCCUUCUUACAAAGGAACCCUUGAGCUAUGGCAACACCCAAACAAUCAAGAAAUCAUUUUCCAGCAGCAGCAGCAACAGCAACAAAGGCUGGAUCUUUACACUUCCGCUGCGGGUUUAGGUGUUGGACCGAGCAACCGGAGCUUAAUUGAAACUUCCGGCGGUGCGUUGAUGAUGAUGAGAAGCGGUAGCGGUAGCGGCGGACCAAGCUGCCAGGAUUGUGGGAAUCAAUCUAAGAAAGACUGCUCUCACAUGAGAUGUAGGACUUGCUGCAAGAGCCGUGGCCUUGACUGUCCCACUCACGUGAAGAGCACGUGGGUUCCUGCCGCUAAACGCCGAGAACGCCAGCAGCAGCUUUCUACCGGUCAGCAACCGCAGCAACUGGGAGGGAGCGUCCCUAAACGACAGAGAGAGCGUAUCCCGGCGAGAUCGACUUCCAUGGCCUACACUCGUAUACCUUCUAACAACACUUCAGGGUUGGAGGUUGGGAAUUUUCCGCCGGAAGUUAGCUCGUCGGCAGUUUUUCGGUGCGUGCGUGUGAGUUCCGUAGAUGAUGAAGAAGAAGAGUAUGCAUAUAAAACAGCUGUGAGUAUAGGCGGUCACGUCUUCAAAGGUGUUCUCUACGAUCAAGGCCCGGCCGAGAGAAGCUCCUCGGGCGGUGGAUCUCAGCCGUUGAAUCUCAUAACCGCAGGCCCAUCGGCCUCAUCAUCAAGCCCAAACGUGAGCUGCAACAAUGGAGUCGUUGGCUCCACUUCAGAUCAUUAUAUCGAUCCUGCCUCACUUAAUUAUCCUACUCCCAUUAACACUUUCAUGACUGGUACGCACUUCUUCUCCAACUCAAGAUCUUGAAUUCCACACAGAGAGAGUACAACAAAUCAUAACUUUUUUUUAGAUUCUUACGGUAGAAUUAGGGUUUUAAAACAUCUUCGGAGGUGAAGAUUAUAACGUACUAAUCUUGGUUUUCAAAAGUAAUUAACUAAGGGAGAUAAUGUUCUAUUAAAACAAUUGUUACCUGAUCUUUUAUUAUUAAGUUCAAAUUUUGUAGGUAUAAUGUUAAUGUAAUAGUAUACUCCAAUUUUCAACUGUUACAAAAGUCAACGACCCUGUCUCUGUGAAAGCUCACAUCAAAAGCAAGAUUUGCAGCUGGCAGUUUUCAACUGUGAUCGUUAAACUCAGCCUUGUUUUAUUGUCAGCUUUUCACAUUACUCUUUUUUUAGGUUUACUUUAACAUUAAUUUACCUUUCAAAUUACUACUUUAGGUCAAUUAAUUGCAAUUAUGAUUUGCCUGUAGAAAUAUUAAUGUGAAAAACAAGGUUACAAAAUUGAAAUUUGGGUGAAGACAUGUAUUUAGGUGUCUUGUGCUUUUGGUCAACAAAUCAGACACACUAGCACAGGUAUAUCGUUCGUCUACGACUACUAUAUAUCCGGCAAUAUGCCAUACCCUAAUCUUAAGUUUUAUUCAGUUUGAGCCGUUUUUAAAGUGAUGCUCUCAUUCCUAUGAUUGAUAUAAUGUCAGUACACUUACAUUUGAAGAGAGACUUACUGCCACAUCCGACUCUUUACAUUAUUUUUUAUAUAUAUAUAUCCUGAUAGCCAGUUUCUCCAUAUUUCUAUCUUACAUA
Arabidopsis thaliana (thale cress) is the source of this 2435-nucleotide messenger RNA. It is a transcript of the gene SHI, whose product is annotated as Lateral root primordium (LRP) protein-like protein. Gene Ontology annotation, biological process: regulation of DNA-templated transcription. Gene Ontology annotation, molecular function: DNA-binding transcription factor activity. The record is from RefSeq and is marked reviewed. The coding region runs from base 667 to 1662 and encodes 331 amino acids. Gene Ontology annotation, cellular component: nucleus. The transcript is spliced from 2 exons. NCBI's taxonomy places the organism in Eukaryota, Viridiplantae, Streptophyta, Magnoliopsida, Brassicales, Brassicaceae.